This is a messenger RNA of Hypanus sabinus (Atlantic stingray), 4794 nucleotides long. RefSeq names its product trichohyalin-like. The transcript has 12 exons. NCBI's taxonomy places the organism in Eukaryota, Metazoa, Chordata, Chondrichthyes, Myliobatiformes, Dasyatidae. Gene Ontology annotation, cellular component: heterochromatin; nucleus. The record is from RefSeq and is a predicted model, not a curated record. Gene Ontology annotation, biological process: cellular response to ionizing radiation; double-strand break repair. Bases 1 to 4449 code for a protein of 1482 amino acids.
AUGAGGGUUCUCCUCCUUCCAGAUGACCGUGGCCGACGAGCCCCCUCUGCCCUUCUCCUGCCGGUAGAAACGGCUCCCCCGGACGCCUGCCGUCGGUGGCGGGGGCGCAUCCCCAUAACCUCCCCCUCCUCCCCCCCCGGCUCGGACGACCCGGAGCCCGUCGUGGGCCGAGACAGGCUCUGCCCCCCCGGCUCGGACGACCCGGAGCCCGUCGUGGGCCGAGACAGGCUCUGCCCCCCCGGCUCGGACGACCCGGAGCCCGUCGUGGGCCGAGACAGGCUGCCCCCCCCCCGGCUCGGACGACCCGGAGCCCGUCGUGGGCCGAGACAGGCUGCCCCCCCCCCCGGCUCGGACGACCCGGAGCCCAUCGUGGGCCGAGACAGGCUGCCCCCCCCCCCCGGCUCGGACGACCCGGAGCCCGUCGUGGGCCGAGACAGGCUGCCCCCCCGGCUCGGACGACCCGGAGCCCGUCGUGGGCCGAGACAGGCUGCCCCCCCGGCUCGGACGACCCGGAGCCCGUCGUGGGCCGAGACAGGCUGCCCCCCCGGCUCGUACGACCCGGAGCCCGUCGUGGGCCGAGACAGGCUCUGCCCCCCCGGCUCGGACGACCCGGAGCCCGUCGUGGGCAGAGACAGGCUGAUCCCCCGGCUCGUACGACCCGGAGCCCGUCGUGGGCCGAGACAGGCUCUGCCCCCCCGGCUCGGACGACCCGGAGCCCAUCGUGGGCCGAGACAGGCUGCCCCCCCCGGCUCGGUCGACCCGGAGCCCGUCGUGGGCCGAGACAGGCUGCCCCCCCCGGCUCGGUCGACCCGGAGCCCGUCGUGGGCCGAGACAGGCUGCUCCCCCGGCUUGGACGACCCGGAGCCCGUCGUGGGCCGAGUCAGGCUGCUCCCCCGGCUCGGACGUCCUGGAGCCCGUCGUGGGCCGAGUCAGGCUGCUUUCUCUGAGGGGAGAGCCGGAAGUUCUGAUUUCGGGAGAGGAGUCACUCGAGGAAGCAGGCCCCCGACUCCCCCCAACGUACGACGGGUCUCGCCGACGCGUCGGGAGCACCGGGGCACGAUCGAUGGCCCGAGCAGACUGGCAGGCGUGAAGCGUCGCCUCACCUGGAGGGGCCGUCCGGGGCCCCCGAACGGAGGAGAGGGAGGAGGCGAACGGGCAGGUGAAGGUUUUGGCCUCCAGCAGGGACAAAUGCCAGGAGCGAAAUCGCUCGCUGCCGUGCAGAGGGACCUGGGAGUGCAUGUGCACGAAUCACAAAAGGUCAGUUUGCAGGCGAGUGGGACGUCGGCCCUCGUUGCGGGAGGGGUUGAACUCGAGCUGCAACUGGACAGGGUCACCGCGAGCCCGGGACAGGGGCGAUGUCCCGAGGUUGGAGCGGGUGACGGGCUCUCGCAAUCCGAUGCUGGCCUGGCGGAGGAGCUGGUGACCCCAGCCCCCCCUUCCUCGUCUCCCACCGGUGAGCACCGGCCCUCGGCAUCCUCCCCGAGCGAGCUCAGCCCCCGUCUCUGGGCCCUGGUGGAGAGGGCGAAGGUCAGGGAGGGAACAGGGCACCCUGGGGCCGAGCACCUGGAGAGGGAGCGUCUCGAAACCGUGCGCCCGGAGGCCGAGGCCCAGGAGAGGGAGCGUCUGGAGGCCGAGGCCCGGGAGAGGGUGCGCCUGGAGGCCGAGGCCCGGGAGAGGGUGCGCCUGGAGGCCGAAGCCCGGGAGAGGGAGCGUCUGGAGGCCGAGGCCCGCGAGAGGGAGCGUCUGGAGGCCGAGGCCCGGGAGAGGGUGCGCCUGGAGGCUGAGGCCCGGGAGAGGGUGCGCCUGGAGGCCGAGGCCCGGGAGAGGGAGCGCCUGGAGGCCGAAGCCCGGGAGAGGGUGCGCCUGGAGGCCGAGGCCCGCGAGAGGGAGCGCCUGGAGGCCGAGGCCCGGGAGAGGGAGCGCCUGGAGGCCGAGGCCCGGGAGAGGGAGCGCCUGGAGGCCGAGGCCCGGGAGAGGGAGUGUCUGGAGGCCGAGGCCCACGAGAGGGAGCGUCUGGAGGCCGAGGCCCACGAGAGGGAGAGUCUGGAGGCCGAGGCCCGGACGAGGGAGCGUCUGGAGGCCGAGGCCCGGGAGAGGGAGCGCCUGGAGGCCGAGGCCCGGGAGAGGGAGCGCCUGGAGGCCGAGGCCCGGGAGAGGGAGCGUCUGGAGGCUGAGGCCCGCGAGAGGGAGCGUCUGGAGUCCGAGGCCCGCGAGAAGGAGCGACUGGAGGCCGAGGCCCGGGAGAGGGAGAGUCUGGAGUCCGAGGCCCAGGAAAUGGAGGGUCUGGAGGCCGAGGCCCGCGAGAGGGAGCGUCUGGUGGCCGAGGCCCGGGAGAGGGAGCGUCUGGAGGCCGAGGCCCGCGAGAGGGAGCGACUGGAGGCCGAGGCCCGCGAGAGGGAGCGUCUGGUGGCCGAGGCCCGGGAGAGGGAGCGUCUGGUGGCCGAGGCCCGGGAGAGGGAGCGUCUGGUGGCCGAGGCCCGGGAGAGGGAGCGUCUGGAGGCCGAGGCCCGCGAGAGGGAGCGUCUGGAGGCCGAGGCCCGGGUGAGGGAGAGUCUGGAGGCCGAGGCCCGCGAGAGGGAGAGUCUGGAGGCCGAGGCCCGGGCGAGGGAGCUUCUGGAGGCCGAGGCCCGGGAGAGGGAGGGUCUGGAGGCCGAGGCCCGCGAGAAGGAGCGACUGGAGUCCGAGGCCCGGGAGAGGGAGCGACUGGAGUCCGAGGCCCGGGAGAGGGAGCGACUGGAGGCCGAGGCCCGCGAGAGGGAGCGUCUGGAGGCCGAGGCCCGCGAGAGGGAGCGUCUGGAGGCCGAGGCCCGCGAGAGGGAGCGACUGAAGGCCGAGGCCCGGGAGAGGGAGCGACUGGAGGCCGAUGCCCGAGAGAGGGAGCGUCUGGAAUCCGAGGCCCGCGAGAGGGAGCGUCUGGAGGCCGAGGCCCUGGAGAGAGAGCGUCUGGAGGCCGAGGCCCAGGAGAGGGAGCAUCUGGAGGCCGAGGCCCGUGAGAGGGAGCGGCUGGAGUCCGAACGUCUGGGGAAGGAACGUCUCGAUGUGACGGCACGGCUGGCGGGCGGGGAGAGUUCCUCGGAGAGUCAGCAGGAUCCGGCUGGCCGGCUGGCCGAUGUCUCGGUGACCUCCGACUGGAGCCUGUCUGAGUCUUUCGAGUGGUCGAGCCCGGGGGCAACGGGGAAAGUCAGACGGUCCGUCUCCCCGCAAGACGACCGGCCGCAGGGCGGCAGGCAGGUGCCAGACGGGGAGGAGGCCAGACACCCAGACGACAAGGAGACGGAUGGGCAGACGGAAGGUGGAGUGGUCAGGUGCCCGACCGGUGGUGAUGAGGAGCAGGAAGAGGCCAGACACCGGGAAAGUGAGGAGACGAGCGGGGAGACGGUGCAGGAAGAGGCCAGACGCCGGGACAGUGAGGGGACGAGCGGGGAGACGGUGCAGGAAGAGGCCAGACGGCGGGACAGUGAGGGGACGAGCGGGGAGACAAACCAGCAAGAGGCGAGAUGCCGGGUCAGCAGGGAGACGGAGCAUGAAGAGGCCAGACGCCAGCCCGAGACAGAGAGUCCGGCGGCCGGGGGAUGGAACGAGGUUCCGAGCGAUCCGGAAAAGGGUGCCCAGGUCCCUGACUCGGACUCUCCUGCAACUGAGAACGCUCCAGACAAGCCUUGCCCAAUGGAUCUGCUUCUCCGGAGUCGGAAGCGGAACUCCAGCGCGUCUGAACCCCUCGAUUCUGCGGAUGGCAGGCCCCCCAGUGAGCAAUGCCACCUCACCAGCACUGAGAGUGAACUUCCAUCCCCCGAGGCAGUCGAGAGUCCCGAGGCGGAGCCCAAGGAGCAGAUCCUACCCUUCAAGGGCAAGGCAGAGGGGGAGGAAGGAUCCCAGUGCGAGGUGGAGGCGCCCCACCCUGUCCCGGUCGCAGGCGAGGAAGGGACAGCGGGCCCUGUCCCGGAGGAGGAGACGAUUGACCUCAACUUCCUCGAGGACGUGCCGACCUUGAACGUCACCGCGCACCGCAAUCGCGUGGAACUGAACCGCAAGAGGCCGCACCGAGGUUUCUGCAGCCCCCGCGGCGUGCAGAGAGACGGAGGCAGCUCGGAGUCGUGGAUGUUCCGAGAUUCCACGGAGGAGCGGCCCUCGAGGGGGGACGAGGAGGAGGAGGAGAUGGACAGGGAGGGGAACCAGCGAGGCGGCAAGGAGACGGGGUCCAGCCGGAGAAUACCCAGGAUGGAUUCCUCCUUCAAGGUGAAGUCAAAGUCCCGGCACAAGUCCACGACGGAGGGAGGGGAGACAGGCGCCUCGGAGGCCCCGAUGUCUCGAUCUCGAUCCCUGCGCUUCCCCUCCCAGCUGGGACAUGCCUUCCGGAAGGUUCUGCCCACCAAAUCCGAGAAGGGUGAGAGGUCGGAGAGCUCGACCCCAGGCUGGCUGCAGGCCCUCAAACCAAAGAAGAAGAAGUGAGGGAGCUCUCUCCGUCCCUCCAUCGCCCUCAGGACCCUCAGGUGGGGCUGAACGCCUGGACACCUGCCCUCGAAGCAGAGCUCCCAGGAACCGGAGCCGGCUGCCACAGAGCCGUCCGCGCCGUUUUAUAACCACAUCGCCCGAACCUUCGCACUUUUCCCGACUGUCUUCCUACAUGAGGCGGGGGUUACUGAUUUUUUAUAAUUUAAAUGCCGGGGCCACUUCCAAAGCAAAGCUUUUCUACCAAAGGCAUCGGGCGCCCCUUUGCGAUUGUUUGCUGCUGGGAUAAUGGGUAAACACUACACCUUGCUAUUAAUUUACAAUAAAGAUUCUUGCACUACCUUG